AUGGCCCUCCUAGCCACCUCCAAGCCCUCUCCAACCGCUUCCCUCACCCAACGAUCCGACGUGAUCUCGACCUUCCAUCCUCUCGUUAACAGCGCGGUUCAGUUUCAGCAACUGAUAGGCUCUGCCGCCUUCCACCUCGUCGUCAGGGCCUACUUUGCCGCCACCAUCGCAGCCACAGUCUCCCUCUGGGCAAGCAGGAGCAUUGCGUGGAGGACGCUCCUUGGCUCCAGGGCCGUCGUCGCAAGGGCGCUGUUCCUGUCGAAAUGGCUCGCAUGGAGCGCGUGGGAUUCCAAGCCUUCCAGGCGUCUCCGCAGGAGGCUCGAGUUGGAGCUUUUCUUAUGGUUCCUUGGACCCGGCGGCAACACCUUGCUCCUGAUGCUCUUCUGGCCAGGUUGGCUCAUGCUGGCCGCUCUGUUCUGGGGUGUCUGGCGGCUGACGGGUUGA
Molecule: messenger RNA, 444 nt
Organism: Thermothelomyces thermophilus ATCC 42464
Lineage: Eukaryota; Fungi; Ascomycota; Sordariomycetes; Sordariales; Chaetomiaceae
Exons: 1
Coding region: 1-444 (147 amino acids)
Source: RefSeq, a predicted model, not a curated record